Molecule: messenger RNA, 2578 nt
Organism: Misgurnus anguillicaudatus (oriental weatherfish)
Lineage: Eukaryota; Metazoa; Chordata; Actinopteri; Cypriniformes; Cobitidae
Source: RefSeq, a predicted model, not a curated record
CCACUCUUCAUUCGCGGCAGCUCGGCUGUUUUCGGAAAGUGGUACCGCUGUGUCAGUCUUUUGUAAUCUGGUUAAACUAAAGACUCUGGAGAUAUGAACGAUGCUUUACUACUCUAUAGGUAAUCAAAACGAACGCGAGAUUGACACAAACCGUUUGUUUACAUGAGACCGGAAGUUAGUCCCUUAUUCGCGUAAAGCGUCGCGAGUCGUAUGUGAAUACGUCAUCUGUGGGGUAUUUUGGACUAAAAAUCAUCACAUUGUCCGUUGCUGUAUGCACACCAGAGGAGUUAUACCGAGAAGAAUGUCUCGUAGGUGUUCUGUAGUUGGAUGUAAGAAUGAACAUAAGAGUAUCCAUAUACUACCGACAUCUGAGCCGUUGAAGACGCAGUGGAUUCAUUUCAUGUUUAAAGGAAACGCGGCCCUGGAUUUACCUAAAUAUGUUUAUGCUUGCGCAAAUCAUUUUACAUCAAGCUGUUUUAUUAACGAGGGUCAAUACAAAGCAGGUUUUGCUAAAAAGUUGAUUCUUAAGGAUGGAUCAGUACCAACUAUCCGUCAUCCAGAUUUAAAUCCAAUCAACGAUCAUUCAUUUUUGGUGAUCUCUGGACAGUUGUCUGGUAUCAAGUCAAUGACACUUCAAAACCCAGAAGGGAUGCAAGCAAAAAGUGAAAGUGAGAGACGGCAUGCUAAAACGACAAUCGACAUCGGUGACGCUUUUCCGCUGUGGCGAACCUUCAGAGAAGAAAAUGGAUUUAGGACUGACACGGAGCUGGCUUUUUACUUACUGAAGAGGGUGUGUGGUGAAGAUCUCUUAGCUCGAAGUAAAAAACGAAAAUUUGAGCCGUUAACUGAUGUGCCUGCACUAAAAACAGAGGAGUUUGAGAGAAAUUUAUCUCAGUCCAGCCAUGACCAUCAGUCCACAGAUAAAGAUGAAGAUAUGGAGGUGGCAGAGAUCUGCUAUGAAGUUCCUUUUCCAUUUCAAACAGAUGAAUCGGCACAGACUAAAUUAAAGUCAGAAGACCAGAUAAAGUUGGAGGACCGGUUAAGAUAUGAAGACCAGAUAAUAUCAGAAGUCCAGAUAAAGUCUGAAGACCAACUUGACCAAGAUGUCUGCAAUGGUUUUGUUGCUCCAGCAGUAGACAAUGAAGAUAUUGAUCCAUGGAUUUCAACUGUUAAAAAAGAAAUAAAAUAUCGAAUUUGUGUAUUCUGUGAUGGACAGACGUCUGUCGUACCAAUCAGUUGGAUUUUUGAAGACAACGGAACAUUAAAAUGUCGAUGGACAUCAUUACUCUCAAACAUUAAAAACAAUUCUCCACCAAAGCCCAACUGGAAAGUUUAUGAUAUUGUGAAGAUCAUUGGACCACCUUUUGGAGACUAUGAUCAAGCAAAUCAGUAUAUCUCAGAUUACACAACUGGGGUCUCAGCAGCAGAGGAAUCACUUUCUUAUUCAAAGAGAGAUCCUGCAGUUGUGGAACUACAUGAGGAGAGAAAAAGGCAAAAGAAGCCCUGUGAUGAAAGUGACCUUAAUUCAGAAACAUCUUCCUGUGAAGAUACUCUUCAGAGAAGUGGGGUAAACGAUGAGGAAAAUCCCAAAAGCUCUGCUUCUUCAGAGAAGGAACCACAAUCCAAAGUCACCUUGGAGCAAAUGUUUGAUCUGAAUACGAAGAUGCUUCAACAUAUCCAAAUGUUGGAAGAGAGACAAACUUUCAUCAUAAACGACUUUGCAAAAAUGAAAGCUGUUUUCCUAAAGCGGGCAGAUGAAGAUGUUCUCGAGGAACUUUUUGAACAACAACAGUGCUCCAGUUGUGAAACAUUUGAAGCCUUUUGUCAAAGGCUAGAAGAAGACAGAACUUAUCGCGAGCUUUAUAUAAACUAUCUCAUCCAAACCCACGGCAGCUAUAAUAUAGGUGAGAUAGUGAGACAGAGUCUAAAAAGCAUUGUGGCGGACAGCGUUCUCUGUUUGUACAACCGGACGGGGAAAGACGGGAAGAAGGUGUUGCCGCCUGUGCUCCUGAAAUGUUUGACGAGAUGUGUCAAGUCUUUUCAAAAGCAGAAUGAAAUCGAGGAAGAACCACUAGAGACUGAAGUACAACCGGAAAACAGAUACGAUGUCGGCAUGAAUUCAGUUGGUACGUCGAACAAGAUCUGUCACAGUUUUGUUCAGACUGUAAAUCCAGUGGCAGUAAAAGAACAACACACAGAAGAGCCGCUGGUGCCCAAUAAAACUCAUUCCAAAGGACUGUUCAGGACUUGCAUUCGAUGUGGAGAACCAGUGCAGGAAUUCACAACCGUAUCAUCUGGGAACCUCAACCAACUUCAGUUAAAAUGUUUAAAUGGACACCACAUGUUGCUUUCGCACAACAACCCCCCAACACAGACACAUACACAUCUGAGCUAGUUUAUAUAAGUGACGUGUCCUUUAUAUAAAGGUUUACUUUGAUAUAACAUCUUUAACUUGUCAGUGGUGGUACUGAGGAUGUUGUGAAAGACUUCCAUUGUAAUCUAUCUACAUCUGCCUGUUUACAUUAUAGAAAAUGUUUUUAAAAAAAAGUGUAAUAGAAAAAAACAAAAAUUAAGACAA